AGAGCCACUUCACUUUUGUAAUAUUAGUUGGUGUUAACUGCGUGCACAUAAAAUGAAUCACUUUUUAACACCGGCUGGUGUCAAUCCCAUAAAAAAGAGAUCACGUGUGUGCAAUCCGAUGUUCCAAUUGGUUGAAAGUUUACAGAAAAUUCUCGCGCGAAUUUGAUCGCGAUCGCGUCGGAUUCGCCAUCUUGAUUCUUGGACAACAUGAUUGUUCGUGUGGUAAAGCGUCACCCACCAGGGGUUAAAAAUCAGAAAAAAAUUGUUAUUUUUGAUGGCGACCACGACAAGUUCGUAAAUAGUGUGCGUACUAAAUUUGGAUUUUCUUCAGACCAGUCUGUAAGAUUUGUUGAUAACAGUGAUGGGGCAGAAGUAGAAGAAGAUGUGAUGGCAGAACUUCUUACGGCAACAGGAGGAACAGUUGAACUCAUGGUCCUUUUAGAAAAUGAAGAUUGGGAAGUUGAGACUGCAAAUGCUAGAAGUGCAGUACCAGCAUCUGCAUUGCCUUCAGAGGCCCCGCCAUCAUCAUUAGACGAUCCAUCAGUCUGUGCUUUAAGAAGUCUAGCACCUGGUGCAUCGGCAGUAUCACCCUCUGCACUACCUUCAUCAUUGGAGUGUCCUCCAGGGAGUCAAGCAUCUGAUGCCCCUGCAGUAUCAGCCUCAUCGUUAACUUCGUCCAUGGAAGAUUCAGCUACGUUAAUAGAGAGAAUCUUGCAAGCAACGCCAGCCGGUGAAGCAGUUCUUUCAGAAUACACAGCGAAAAACAAGUUCAGAGAUACUACCCGAAAAAUCCUGGUGAAUCUGCUUGUGCACCACAUGAUGGAAAUGCAUGGGAAAACACCCAGCUCUGAAGUAAAAACAAAGUAUGCCCGUGGAGUCGUAAACUUGUUCCCGUCUCUUAAAGAUCCACACACCAUAGGAGGCCAUGAAGCUUUCUAUGAUGAGAAAAGGAACAUGGGCUUCCUGGUCUAUCGAAUCAAGAAUUUGAACAGAGGAACGUCGCGUACAUCAAAACGCAGUGCCAAUGAAGGAGCAACAGGUGGUCCAUUAUGCAAGAGGGCAACACAGGUACCAGAUGAAGACUUGCAUGAUAAAACAACAGAUGUCAACUGGUUGAAGCACACUCCAGCAGCUGAUGAUCCAGCUGUCAUGAAGCAGAUAAAGGAGAAGUGGAAAACAACAGCUGCUUUAAGACGGCAAAUGGUUGACGAAUCAAAAACAGCUGGAAAGAUCAUCAUGGAAUUUCCAAAAUUCUUGAAGGUACCUGGGUUGGUGGAGAUAGAUUUUGGUCUCCUGCUGCCCAACAACACUAACAAGUUUCUGGAACAGUGGCCAAGCAUGGUGAAGCCUAUUGUUGAGUUAGCAAGAGAGGCACCAGCUGAAACUACAGCAUCAUUGUUGAAGUUAAUGGAUGGGAAGCUGAAAGAGAUUGAUUCAGAAGAUUCAGACGAGGAUCAGGUCGUGGAAUCAGAGGACGAGUUGGACGUAAAAUCCAAAUCCCCACUUGCUGAUAGUCAAGGUUGGGAUGCCAGUACGCUAGAGAUUCUCAUACUGCUUUGUUUACUUCCACCAGUCAAUCAGGGGAGGAAGGGCUUGUCAAAGGUUUCAGUGCUCUCAGCAAUCGACCACCUACUACAAUUCCAAAAGAGUGGUGCCAGUCUUGAACAUUUUCUGGAGAGUAGGAAGAAUAAGCAGAUGCAGCCAUACUUGCUUGCAAGAGGAAUGUCCCAGGAGAGGAUAGAUCAAUUCUUUGUUAUUGUGGAUCACCUCGCAAUUCCCUGCUCCGACAUUAGCCCCAUCAGUGCUUUUGACACGCUCUUCAAGACGCAUUACGUAUUCGGGUUACAUUAUGCAAGGCCACUGCAUAAUUUCUGGACCUUCAUUCAAACCACUAUCUACAAUAUCGACCCCAAGACCACCAAUGAAUCACCAAGGGUACGGGAGCUGAGGUCCAAAUUAUCAAACUUUGGCAAGUAG
Molecule: messenger RNA, 1977 nt
Organism: Lytechinus variegatus (green sea urchin)
Lineage: Eukaryota; Metazoa; Echinodermata; Echinoidea; Temnopleuroida; Toxopneustidae
Exons: 9
Coding region: 208-1977 (589 amino acids)
Source: RefSeq, a predicted model, not a curated record